AUGCGCCGACGACAUCUUGCUAUCUUCAAAGCAGCGCAUAGUCGGCGUGCUCCUCAGACCACAAUGGCUCAACAAUACACAGAAGAGCAUACCUACCAUCCUCAAGAUGCCAUUGGCGCGGCUUUCAAGGCCACUGCUCUUACCGGAGGAUUCGGUCUGUUCGCCUCGGCCGUUCAAAAUACUCUAGCGAAGCAGAAUGUCGGACCCUUGGGAAUCUUCCUUAGAAGUGGCGGCACAAUUGCUAUUUUUGCGUCGGCCAACCUUCGCGAAACCAACGAUACAUAUAACACUGCUUUGGGUGGUUUCUUUGCCGGCUCUAUUCUUGGACUUCGAGCACGAACCUUCCCCUCGGUAUUCGGAUACGGAACCGCUCUCGCAGUGACAUUGGCUGCGUUCGAAUACACUGGAGGCUCGCUUUUCGGUAAGGAAAAGGACCACAACUUAGACAAAUAUGCGGAAUUAGAAAGAAUACGAACAAAUUACCGAACCCCGGCCGAGCAGACAUUCGCAGAGCUUGGUGAAGGACGAGGUAUUUAUGGUCCUGGAUAUGCUGAGCGCCGUCGCGAGAGAAUCAAGGAGGCAUAUGGCAUUGACGUUCCGGCCACACCUCCUCCGGCAUCGUAA
Molecule: messenger RNA, 624 nt
Organism: Talaromyces amestolkiae
Lineage: Eukaryota; Fungi; Ascomycota; Eurotiomycetes; Eurotiales; Trichocomaceae
Exons: 4
Coding region: 1-624 (207 amino acids)
Biological process (GO): mitochondrial respiratory chain complex I assembly
Source: RefSeq, a predicted model, not a curated record